Messenger RNA from Manihot esculenta (cassava), 4553 nucleotides. RefSeq names its product protein OBERON 4. The record is from RefSeq and is a predicted model, not a curated record. The transcript has 2 exons. NCBI's taxonomy places the organism in Eukaryota, Viridiplantae, Streptophyta, Magnoliopsida, Malpighiales, Euphorbiaceae. Gene Ontology annotation, cellular component: nucleus. Bases 585 to 4262 code for a protein of 1225 amino acids.
ACUUCUUCGCUUCUCUACACACCUACCCCACCCUCCUCUCCUCUCUCUCGCCGGUUUCCUCCUCUGGCCUCCUCUAUCCGGUCGCCGUAUUAAACAUCCUCUGCCUUCAUUUUCGUAAGUUCUAUUAGAUUUUAGAGCUAGUCAAAAUAGAGAGAGAAGACCUUCAGGUUCCCAAGCCCAAAUUUUCAGACUUCUGUUUGAUUUUCGUUUCUUGUUUGUAAUUCUUAUGGUAGUUUUUCUCGCCAGAUCUUUUUUCCUUUUUCUCUCUCUCUCUAUGUUGCUCAUUCUUUUGGGUGGGUGGGUGGGGGUUCAGUCUGUAAAUUUGACAUAGCUUUUUCAAACCCUAAUUUGUUGUUUUUAUUACUCAGGUACAAAUCUUCUGCAAAGCUUAAGCUGAAGGCGCCAUGUGAAUCCUGGCUUUUCAGUUAUUUUUGUUUUUCUGAAGUAUUAGACAUGCAAUUAUAUGGCUCACAAGAUAGAAAAUUUAGGGUUUCUAAGCUUAAUCUUCAUUUUUUAGCUGCUUAGCUGCUGUUCUUCUUGUUGUGGUUUUUAGCUGUGAAGUAAAAUUUGGAACGAGUUUCGAGAUGAAGAGAUUGAGAUCGAGUGAUGAUCUCGAUUCCUAUAAUGAGAAGAACUCUGCCAAAGAUUCGAAUCCCAGUCGAUCGUCCCGAAGUUUUUAUUACAAAUCCGAUAAUGUGCGGAAGGGAUUGAUGUCCACUUCAUCUUCGUCUAGCAGGUACGAUCGGGAUCGAUCUAUGGAUGAUGAUAAUCGGGAGAGCUCCAGGAUGGUUCGGAAGAGGACGGAUCAUGAUAUAGAUAGCUUCGAUCGAAGAAAAGGGCCAGGCGUGGGGUUUGAUAGAUAUAGUGGUAAAGAUGGGUAUGGUGGAAAUGGAAGUGGAGCGGGUGGCGGCAGUAAUGUUCAUCGAUCUGAGAGCUUUUGUGGAUCCCGGAGGGAGUUUCCUAAAGGGUUUAGGUCUGAGAGGGACAGGUCAAGAAGAGAAGGCAGUGUCUCAUCUUGGAGAAGAUUUGGCAGUGUGAAUAAGGAAUUUGAUGAGGUUAGAGGUAGUAGAGGUGGAAAUGAGGAGAGAAUAAAUGUCGCUACUAGGUCUUCUCCUAAGGAGGACAGAACGAGUGCUGCUACUUGGUCUUCUCCUAAGGGAUUGAGGGAUGUGAGGUCGCCCACAUGGUCUAGGGAUUCUGGGAGUGAGCAAACCAGGGUGGUGAGAGGUGGUGGGAGGGAUGAGGGGAAGGGGAAAUCAUCAACUUCAAGGUCGAGGUCAUCACCCACAUGGUCAAAGGAUUCAGGAAGUGAACAAUCAAAAAGCGUGGAGGUGGGAAAGAAGAGUGAAUUGGAGGCCAAGAGCAUUGAAAUGGAGGUGAAGAGCGUUGCUAGUGGGAGUAAGAGCAUUGAAAUGGAGGCAAAGAGUGUGUCUAGUGGAAGUAGUAGUGAAAUGGAAGAAGGGGAGCUUGAGCCGGAACCUGAAUCAGUUCAUCAAGUUGUCAAGGAAGAUGAAAAUGAUAAUGAAAAAGGAGGGCGAGAGGAUGUUCCCUCUGUUGAUCACAGGGAGGUUGAGCCUGAAAGAGAGGCAAAUGAUCAAGUAAAUAAGGUAGAAAAGGAACCUGAUAAAGCAGGUGUUUCAGAGGGGAAAGGUGGGAAAGAAGUUGAUGACAUGCAAAAUUGUGAGAAGAAUUCAAAUGAUAAUAGUGUUAAUGCAUACAAAAUUGGCAAUGUGGAUGGUGAUGAAGGGAGUGAGGAUACUCAGAGUUUGAAGGAACCAAUCAAGUGCAAGGAGGAUGAAAGUCGGGAAAUGGUGAUUGAGAACCCAUUAUAUUUGGAAGAGGAAAGUAGGCAAGAGAAGGGUAUCGAUCUUGAGGGAAAGAUGGAGGAUGUUGAAGUGGCAGAGUUAAAUAAAGUUGUUAACGAGGAUACUGGAGGAGCUGAAGUGGAUAUUGGUCUAAUUAGAGAGGGUUCAGGCCAACAUUUGAAGGAUAAAGGCAAAAGUGUCGCAUUGUCACCAACCCUUGCUACUGAUUCAGUUGAAGAUGGUACAUGGAUUGAGAGAGAAUCCUUAAAAGUUGAAACUUGCAAGGAUGAUGAUGAUAUGGAAGGACCAAGUACUAGGGGAUUUGAUUUAUUCUCUAGCUCUCCUGCUAGAAGGGCAGAAAAAGCAGAGGAAUCCGGAGUUAAUAAGCCAAUUGAGGAAAAGCUGGUGUUGGAGCCUCUUGACCUUUCUCUUAGCUUACCAAAUGUUUUGUUACCCAUUGGUGCUGCUAAAGAUGCAACCCAGGCUCCUGGUUCUCCUAGCAAUGGGAGAAGUGUUCAGUCUUUCAGCACAUUUCGUACAAAUUCUGAUGGGUUUACUGCUUCAAUGUCUUUUUCAGGUUCUCAUUCAUUUUUUCAUAAUCCAAGCUGUUCUUUAACACAGAAUUCAUUGGACAUGGACAACUAUGAACAAUCUGUCCACAGCCGUCCCAUAUUUCAGGGAGUUGAUCAAGCUAAUUGGCAGGGCCAGGCCCAAAAUGAUUCUAAGCUCAAAGAUGUUCCCUUAUAUCAAAGAGUUUUGAUGAAUGGUAAUGGCUCUUUUCAUCAGUCUCAAGCAUUACAAGGUAUGUCAAAUGGUCAAACAUUGCAAGGAAACUCUAAAAUGGCCAAUGGACUGGAGAGGCAGUCGAGUUUUCACAAACAGUUUUCAGGUGGACAGUUAAGGAAUCCUGAUGAAACUAGAUCUCCUUCGCAUAGUGUUGGGUCUCAUGAUAUUGGUUCAAAUUAUAGCCUUGAGAAGAAACGAGCCAUGAGAGAGAAACAUGGUGGUAGCUUAUAUAGGAGUAAUAGCCAGAAGGAACAAGAGCAGCUUUUGAUAGGUGGGGCAGAUUUUGUUGAGACUAUCAUCAGCAGAAUAGUGUCUGAUCCUAUUCAUGCAACGGCUAGGAAAUUCCAUGAAAUGACAGGACAAUCUGCAUCUUUAGUCAAGGAGAGUAUUCGUGAGAUCAUGUUAAAUGUUGAUAAGCAAGGACAAAUGUAUGCAUUUCAGAGUGCUCUGCAGAACAGAUCGGACUUAACCUUGGAUAUACUACUGAAAUCCCAUCGGUUUCAAUUGGAAAUCUUGGUUGCUUUAAAAACUGGUCUUCGGGAAUAUCUUCAAGUAGACACUAAUGUUUCUUCUUCUGAUUUGGCGGAGGUUUUCCUGAACUUAAGAUGUAGAAAUCUAGCCUGCCGGAGUCCUUUGCCUGUGGAUGAAUGUGAUUGCAAGGUUUGUGCGAAGAAGAAUGGUUUUUGUAGUGCAUGUAUGUGCCUUAUAUGUUCAAAAUUUGACUUGGCAUAUCAAACAUGUAGUUGGGUUGGGUGUGAUGUUUGUCUUCAUUGGUGCCAUGCUGAUUGUGCACUACGGGAGUCUUACAUUAGAAAUGGAAGGUGCGCUACUGGGGCUCAAGGAGCUAGUGAGAUGCAGUUUCAUUGUGUUGCUUGUGAUCACCCCUCCGAGAUGUUUGGAUUUGUAAAGGAGGUUUUUCAGAACUUUGCAAAGACGUGGACUGCAGAAACAUUUUGCAAGGAACUUGAGUAUGUAAAGAGAAUUUUUAGUGCUAGCAAGGAUUUUAGAGGCAGGCAGCUGCAUGAACUAACUAUGCGGAUGUUAGAAAAACUGCCAAAUAAGGCUAAUCUUUCUGAGGUUUAUAGUAAUAUCAUGGGCUUCUUGACUGAAAGUGAUUUUUCCAAGUUUGGCAAUUCUUCUGUGUUCUCUGAGAAGGAACAAGGGAAUGGAAGCAUUGGGGGGAUUGCUGGGCCCAGCCAGGAUCCCUCGUGGCUCAAACCUGUUUAUUCUGAAAAGGCACCCAAAUUGGAAAGAUCAGCUAGCUUUCUUCCUAGCUUUCAUACAGAGUUGAAUGAUAAACGACCUGUAGAGUCUGAGUUGGAGAGGAGUGCCCAAAAAGAACCCAUCUUUGAUGAACUAGAGAGCAUUGUGAGAAUUAAACAAGCAGAAGCUAAAAUGUUUCAGGCGCGUGCUGAUGAUGCAAGAAGGGAAGCUGAGGGCCUGAAACGAAUUGCUCUUGCGAAGAAUGAGAAAAUUGAAGACGAGUAUAGAAGCAGAAUCACAAAACUGCGGUUAGUUGAGGCGGAGGAAAUGCGGAAACAAAAAUAUGAAGAAUUCAAGGCUUUGGAAAGAGCUCAUCAGGAAUACUUUGGUAUGAAGAUGAGGAUGGAAGCAGAUAUUAAAGAUCUGCUGUUGAAAAUGGAAGCUACAAAACGGAACCUUGCAAUGUGAUACCCUAAUGAAUAGGGUUUUGCAUCACAGGUAAAUUUACUCUUAGAAUCUGCUGUUGAAAAUGGAAGCUACAAAACGGAACCUUGCAAUGUGAUACCCUAAUGAAUAGGGUUUUGCUUCACAGGUAAAUUUACUCUUAGAAGCAAAAAGUUGAUGUAAUUUUGAUGCAGCUGUAGCUUUUAAUCUAGAUUUUUUUGGUCCUUGCUUUUCUUUGCUGCUAACCAAAUUUGUACAGACUCCAAAAUCUUUGUAUUCUAUAAAUAGCUUCCAUUUAUGGAUGCAAUUCCAAAA